AUGGGCUGCGUAGAAUCCGUUCCAGUACAAGAAUCCGCUUAUCAACGACCAACUGCUGCUCACCACCAACGCCAACCACAGCGCAAUGGACGUCCGACUACACAACAACGACCACAACAGCAACAACAGAGAACACCCAAGCACAAGCAACAAAACAAUGCCAAGGUACAAUCAAGAGUAAAUGCAGCCAAAAACACACAGCUCAAAGCAAGAGUUGACGCCAAGAAACGAAUAGUCAACGCAAAUGACAGAGUGAAGGCCGCCAAGACGGCACAGAUGCAACAACGAUUGCACGCCAAAAAGAACUCCGCCACUACUCGUGCUGUAAAGCAAGAAAAGAUCCAACGACAGGUUGCAGCCAAACGACAAGCACCCGAGGUUCAAGAAAAGCAACAAGCAUUAAAGGAGGAAAAGAUUGCCGAGUUGGAGGCACAAUUGCCACCCGUGCCACCCACCAACGCUCUCAAACGAGACAUUCGAGAAUAUCAACAACGAGAAGCGACCUUUUCCGAAGAAACCCAACAACAAGACGCGACAACACCAGAAGAUCAGGCACAAUUUCUCAAGCAAGCCGAGGAACUCAUUCCGGCAGAAGUGCGCAUGAUUAGUGGUUGUGAGGAUGGUCAGACCAGUGCAGAUGUCUUGAAUGCAGGCAAUAAUCUGCCCAAUCCACACGGUCGGGGCGGAGGUGCCGCCACUUCGGCCUUGUUGGAGCUCUUGUACGAAAACGAAAAGAAACACUUUUCCUUUCAAGACGCUCUCGAGGCAUUGCGCGAGCGACUCCAAAAACAAGGGCAUUCCCAGGUCCCUCAGUUGACCAGCAGUCGACCACUGGAUCUGGAUGACACUGCCUUUUCUUUUUACGACCCCAGCAAUCCACAAGGACAACGCCGCGCACUGUUGGUGGGCAUCAAUUACCAUGGGCAACAGGGGCAACUACGGGGCUGCAUCAAUGAUGCCAUGCGAAUGAAAGAUUAUCUUGUGAACGUGCAAGGCUUUCCAGAGCAAAACAUCACCCUCCUCACAGACGAUGGAAACGGAGAGCAACCAACCAAGCAAAAGAUGAUUGGAGAGCUAAAACGUCUGACGGAGCUUAGCGACGCUGGUGACAGUGUCUUCUUCCACUACAGUGGGCAUGGAGGUUUCCUAGAAGCUGACCAAAACUCGUUAAAGCAAAACAACGACCAGUUUGACCAAACACUCAUUCCCUUGGAUCACAGAAAGGCGGGACAGAUUCGCGACUUUAAUCUGUUCAAUCACUUUGUCCGCCCAAUGAAGAAGGGUGUCAAGGUCACUUGCCUAAUCGACUCCUGUCACUCUGGCUCUGUCCUGGAUUUGCCCUAUUCUUACAAACCCACCGUGACAGAGGAUGGCAGAAGUGUCUACCGCCAACAAAUGAGCUGGGCUGAUAUGGCCGGGAUGGUUUUCUUGGGCGUCCUAGCUGGUGCCGUCUUGGACGAGUUGCUGUUUGGCCCAGUGUACGAUACGAUCAACGUGACUUGCGGAUAUGAUGUCGGAUACUAUCAUGGCAUGUACGCUGGAGCGCUGGAAGAGGAUCUCAUUGCCCGCCAGAUCGAGUAUGAGGUUGAGCGUGAGAUUGAACUGGAAGUACAGAGGAGGAUUGAUGAUGAAAUAGAAAGACAGGUCGAAUACGAGGUUGAGCGCGAGAUUGAGCGACAGCUUGAAAACGAGAUUGAGAGGGAAAUUGAACGCGAGAUCGAGCGAGAAAUUGAACGCGAGAUUGAAAGGGAGGUUGAAAGGGAAAUUGAACGGGAGAUAGAAAGAGAGAUCGAAAGAGAAAUUCAGCGAGAGAUUGAAAGGGAGGUCCAGAGAGAAAUCGAACUGGAGGUCCAGAGAGAGGUUGAACGAGAGAUACAGCGGGAGAUGGAACGAGAGAUGGAACGAGCGUUGGAAAACGCCAUGUACGAUGACAUGUGGUAAUAGGCUGACGAACAGAUCCAUAAAAAAGUGACAUAAUAGCUACAUGUAGAUGUUGACAUGCACUAUUC
Messenger RNA from Seminavis robusta, 2009 nucleotides. Lineage: Eukaryota; Bacillariophyta; Bacillariophyceae; Naviculales; Naviculaceae. The record is from the annotation of a GenBank genome assembly.